Messenger RNA from Daphnia pulicaria, 5790 nucleotides. RefSeq names its product CBL-interacting serine/threonine-protein kinase 11-like. Lineage: Eukaryota; Metazoa; Arthropoda; Branchiopoda; Diplostraca; Daphniidae. Bases 3380 to 5575 code for a protein of 731 amino acids. Gene Ontology annotation, cellular component: IRE1-TRAF2-ASK1 complex. The record is from RefSeq and is a predicted model, not a curated record. Gene Ontology annotation, molecular function: RNA endonuclease activity; protein serine/threonine kinase activity; ATP binding. Gene Ontology annotation, biological process: intrinsic apoptotic signaling pathway in response to endoplasmic reticulum stress; protein phosphorylation; IRE1-mediated unfolded protein response. The transcript is spliced from 6 exons.
ACUAAGGAAUUGUAAAACAAAGCUUAUUCUUUUGUCGGCCUGGCAAGGUAAUAAUAACAACAUGAUAGCAUACAAUAAAGAAAUGAAUUUUUGUAAAAGCUAAUUCUCGGUAUCAAUGUUGUUUUAUGUUAUUUUUUUUUUAUAUUCAACGGACGACGGAAUGAAUCAAAACAAUUAAGUUGCAUCCCGUCUUACAAGCAACUAUUUCGUCUUGCUUAUGGAGUAAAAUUUUCGAAAAAUGUGCACACGUCACCAGUAUAGUGCCCUUUCUUUCCCGGUAGAGAAAUGCAAAUCUAUUUAUCUGUAAGUUAAAUUAAACAUAAUUGGAUUCAAAAGAGUUUGUUGACCUUAAAAAAUAAAACAUGCGCUUUGUUGUUUAAUUUUGUUGCGACCAAAGUAAGAGCUUUCUUUGAUAUGGAAACCUAAUACUGCAAUGAAGCGUUGCUCCGUUGAUUGCUGACAGCUGAUGUCACUUGACGCCGUCCGGCGCCAGUAAUACUAGCUACUGCUACUUGGCUAUAUUGUUGAAUUCUAGCCUAGCCAUAAUUUCCUACUUGUGAAAGAACAUUGACUAGUGUCCAUUUCACGCGUGAUACAAUGUUUCGACACAAAUGACCAACAAAGAAUUAGUCAGUUCUUGUCAACUCUUCGACUCGAAAAGUGCUCGUUUAUACUUUUCUCUUUUCCCCGUGAAUUCAAGUGUUUGCGUCCGUGUUUGUGAAUUGUCUGUUAUAUUUCACUCUUUUUAUUUGAUGUGUCUGUAGAAAAGAAAUACAGAAAAAAUACUACUGAGGAAACUGAAACGACUCACCCGAGAUUAGAUUCGUCCGUCAUUCGCAUGCCAAUUGAUAACAAUUUUUGUUGGAAAAAGAUCCUAAAAUUAAAAACCGAGUUACAUCAACGCAAAUCACUCAACUGAGAAAAAAAUUUAAGAAAAGGAAUGGAAAUAAAAUUAUUCAAAUUAUUGGAAGCAUCAAAUGUAGACCUGGAAGAAGUCAAAGCUCUGAUAGACGAAGGUGUCGAUAUUAAUUGCGUAAACAAAGAAGGAUCGACACCAUUUCUUCAUCUUAUGGAGGGAUGCAGCACUAAAACCAAUUUGAAAGAAACCAUGCAGUUUUUGAUCAACAACAAAGUCAAUGUCAACAGCAAAGACAAAGAUGAGUGGAACGCCCUUCAUUUCUUGUGCAGGCUUUAUGGAAAACCAGAUUUGAUUGACUUAAUUCAAAUGUUGGUUAAACACGGAAUUGACGUCGACUCAACUGAUAACAAAGGACAAAAUGCUCUUCAUUUCGUGUGCGAUAAUUACAAAAAAGAUAAUCUAACUGAAAUAAUUAAAGUAUUAAGUGAAAACGGAUUAAAAGUCGAUACCAAGAACAAGAUAGAAUGGAAUGCCCUUCAUAUUGUUUGCCGAUUUUACGAGAAAGAGAAUUUGAUUGGUGUAGUUCGAUUGCUGAUUGAAAAAGGAAUUGAAGUUAAUUGCACCAACAACUACGAAGAUACCGCCCUUAUCACGUUGUGUCGAUAUUACAAAUUUAAUGAAUGGAUCGAGAUAAUUCGCCUGUUCAUUGAACACGGAAUCGAUGUCAGAAAGACGAACUAUGAAGGAUGGAAUGCUCUACAUAGCAUAUGCAAAACAGUACAUAAAGAACUAAACUUAAUUGACGAAAUUCGGGUCAUGAUCGAAAAUGGAAUUGACGUCAACUCGACUAACGACGGUGGCUGGAAUGCCCUUCAUAUUUUAUGUCAGAAUUACAAGAAAAAGAAUUUGAUAGAAAUUAUUCGCCUUUUUAUCCAAAACGGAAUUGACGUCAGCUCGACUAACGACGGCGGCUGGAAUGCCCUUCAUAUUUUAUGUCACAAUUACGAGGAAGAAAAUUUAAUUGAAAUUAUUCAAAUUUUUAUCCGAAAUGGAAUUGACGUCAACUCGGCAAACGACGACGGGUGGAAUGCAUUGCAAAUUUUGUGCCAAAACAACAAAAAUGACUAUUUGAUUGACAUUAUUCGGCUUUUUAUUCAACAUAAAACUGACGUCAACUGGAAGAACAACAAAAAAUGGAACGUUCUUCAAUUGUUAUGUAAAAACUAUUCCAACGAUAAUCUUAUCAACAUUGUCCAACUUCUAAUCGAUAACAAAAUUGAUGUCAAUCACAAAGCAAACGGAGGAAAUGCCCUUCAUUUAUUGUGUAGAUAUUACCCAAAUGAAAAUAUUAUCGACAUGUUUAAGCUGUUGAUUACCAACGGUAUAACCGUGAAACAGAAUGGCAUCGAUCCGCGAAUCCUAAUCCGUCAAAACCGCAAUCAAGAAAAUAACAUCAGUGCCCUUCAAUUUCUUAAUCAAUAUUUGUAGCUCAGAUAAAAUGACUUUUCAUACUUCUUCGUGGAAACUGCAAGGAUAUAAACGUCAACGACAUAAACCAAUGGACAAUCUAAUUUUUUAACUAAUGAAUGAGAAUUGGACCAAACAAUCUGAAUCUAAAUUCGAGGCAUGAACACAUGUAGAAAAAUGCAUGGAAAUAACUACUGUUUAAUUAUGAAUAACGUUCGAUAAUUUUAAUCAGACCGCAAACAACAACAAAAUGAGCCAUGCCUUAUCAACUUGUCAUGUUUGCUUGCUCUCGUCGUUGAAUUACAGAUGGCAUUAGAAUCUAUCGAUAGCAGUUAGCAGUCUAUUCGUUGAGUGCUGGCUAUGCUAUUUUACUCCGGUUUCAAGGAUUAGACCAUUAUCGCAUCCUGUUUGUAUUUUGGCAAACAUAACAAUUCAGAAACGUUUGAUGACUAUGUAAUGUCCCACGCAAUUGAUGCCCAUUCUUCAUUUCUGUACACUCCACAACAAUAAUAAUAAUGUCGAUAAAAAUUUGUCAGACAGAAGCUACACCCUGAAGGACGCAUUUUCACAAACCCAAUAUAUAUUUUAUUUUAAGUAAAAUUUACAAAGUCAGUCAAUUGAAAAGAAAAGUGUUUCCCGGAGUCCCUACAGCGUUGUAUGUACCGCAAUUAGCCAAUUUAGCAGAGCAUAAGCAAGUUCUCCAGUUUGACGUUUGCUGCUGAUAACGAAAUGAUAUCACAAACAUCUAAUAUUGACUUAGUUUUUUAUCUGUUAACCGUUCUUUUUACCGUGGUCGUUUUCCGACAUUACAUUACAAGUACAUGCAACAUUACGCGGGACGUUUUCUACGUUCUAGCAGAGGUACCACUCAGUUGCAUGAAAUUAUCUCAACUAAUAGCUAGUCGUGAGUUUGUUCGAUUCCCUUAAGUUUCUGUUGCAAAAAAAAACAAAAACAAAAUACAAUUUGAAGUUAACGACAAAAAACCUGUCAUAAAAAACUGAAACGGUCUUUGUGUCCUACAGUUUCAAUUGUUUCGAUAAAUUUGUGACGAAAUGCAGGAAUUGCAAAGCAUAGAGUUAGACGAAAGUUAUCUAAUAGGACAUGGCGGUUCCGGUAAGGUUUUUUUCGGUAGAUUUGAAGGAAAAAAAGUUGCCGUGAAAAGAGUUGACUUAAUGGACACUGACGAACGAGAAGAAGAGGCUCUAAAAAAGUUAAACCACUUGAACGUCGUCAAACUCUAUCAUGUCGAAAGUCACAAAGUAUUCAAGUACUUUGCUUUAGAAUUAUGCGACGCAUCACUGGAUCAGCUGUUUCUUAAAGAUGGUCAUUCCAAAAAAUAUAAAGGACCACCAUUACCUCACCAUUUUACAGUUCUGCUGCAGUUGGCUUCUGGUCUCGAGCACAUUCAUUCAAAAAACUUAAUUCAUCGAGACAUUAAACCAGAAAAUGUUCUCAUUCACAUUGGGUCUGAUAAAACGGUAACAAUGAAAUGGGCUGAUUUUGGGCUCUCCAAGCCAGUGAAUGAGCGAGGGACAUUCACGUUGAGCGGAUUAAGAGGAACAGCCAAUUGGAUGGCACCAGAAUUGUUGAACAGCUUUGGAGACAAUGAGGGACCGAUAAGAGGAACCAUUAGAAGUGACAUAUUUGCAGAAGGACUCGUUUUAGGCUAUUUUCUCGCUAAUGGUCUUCAUCCUUUUGGCUCUGACGAUUUCAAAGUUGCUUCCAACAUAAAAAAAAAUAAACCAGUCCAUUUGAAAAAAAUUCAACCACCAUCCGCUCAGGAGUUAAUAAUAAAAAUGUUGGAAAAUAAUCCCGAAAACAGAAGUACAUCAACAGAAGUCGUUCUGCAGAUAGAAAAAAUAAAACAGAUGGAAAUCAAACUAUUCAAAUUGUUGGGAGCACCAUAUGUAGACUUGGAAGAAGUCAAAUCUUUGAUAGACGAAGGUGUCGAUAUCAAUUGCGCUAAUGAAGAAGGAUUCACACCAUUUCUUCAUCUUAUAAAGGGAUGCAACACGAAAACCAAUUUGAAAGAGACUAUGCAGUUUUUAAUUGAAAACAAAAUCCAUGUUAACAGCAAAGACAACGAUGGAUGGAACGCCCUUCAUUUCUUGUGCAGGCUUUACGGAAAACCAGAUUUGAUUGACUUAAUUCAAAUGUUGGUUAGAAGCGAAAUGGGCGUUGCCUCAACUGACAAUGAAGGACGAAAUGCUCUUCAUUUAUUAUGUAAACAUUACAGACUAAACAAUCUAGACGCCAUUAUCGUCAUUUUGAUUGACAAUGGAAUAGAUGCCAAAAGUUAUACCAAGGAAAAUUGGAAUGCCCUUCAUUUUUCAUGUAUAUACUACGGACGAGAAAAUUUGAUUGGCGUAGUUAAACUGCUAAUUGAAAGAGGAAUCGACGUAAAUUUGAAAAAUAAUUCUGGAGAAACCGCUCUGCAAGCAUUGUGUCGAAAUUAUCGAUACGCUAAGUGGAUUAAGAUAAUUCAAAUGCUAAUUCAAUCUGGGACGGAUGUCAACAACAGAAACUACGAAGGAUGGAAUGCACUACAUACGAUAUGUAAAUCAAACCAUUACAAUCGUGACUUAUUUAAAGAAAUUCGGCUCUUAAUUCAUCAUGGAAUUGACGUUAGCUCGACCAAUGACUAUGGCUGGAAUGCCCUUCAUAUUUUAUGUCAAAAUUACGGGAAAGGAAAUUUAAUCGAUAUUAUUCGCCUUUUAACCCAAAAUGGAGUAGACAUCAACUCGACUUAUCAUGGCGACUGGAAUGCCCUUCAUAUUUUAUGCAAGAAUUACAAGAAAGAAAAUUUAAUCGACAUUAUUCGCCUUUUAAUCCAAAAUGGAAUUGAAGUCAACUCGACUAAUCGCGGUGGCUGGAAUGCCCUUCAUAUUUUAUGUAGGAAUUACAAGAAAGAAAAUUUAAUUGAAAUUAUUCGCCUUCUUAUCCAAAAUGGAAUUGAAGUCAACUCGACUAACGACGUCGGCUGCAAUGUGCUUCAUAUUUUGUGUAAAAAUUACGGGAAAGGAAAUUUAAUCGAUAUUAUUCGCCUUUUGAUCCAAAACGGAAUUGAUGUCAACUCCACUAAUGAAGACGGCUGGAAUGUCCUUCAUAUGUUAUGCAAAAAUUACAAGAAAAAAAAGGUAGCUGAUAUUAUUCACCUUUUAAUCCAAAAUGGAAUUAAGGAAAACUCUGCGACGACAAAUGGAAUGCAUUGCGGAUUUUGUGCCGAAGCUAUAAAAAUGGCAAUUUGAUAUAUAUAUGUUUCGGCUUUUUAUUCAACAGAAAAUUGACGUCAACAUUCUAACGAUAACCUCAUCAACACUGUACAACUUCUAAUCGAAAAAAAUAUUGAUGACAAUCACACGGCAAACGGAGGAAAUGCCCUUCAUUUAUUGUGUAAAUAUUAUCCAAGUGAAAAUAUUAUCGACAUAUUCCAGCUGUUAAUUACCAACGGAAUAGUCGUGAA